GUUACGGUCACCACCAAGGAUGACGUGGUUGAGCACUGGAAACUGUAGAACAGCUCGCUGAAGAUGUGGUAGGAGAGCGUGGCGAGAUCAAAACGGAAGGAAUGGAGAACGUCGCUGUAUACUCGAACGAUUAUGUCGUAUGUGCCUAUGCAUCUGAAAACACUAUACAUUUGAAAUGGAGAUUGCGGUUUGAAUUCGUCACGUCGGAACCUUUGAUCAAUGUUGUUUAUGGUGAAGUUUGCAAAGCACCCAUAGAUGUACCUAUCGAAACGCUGGCAUGGAACGGAUAUCUAUGUGCUACCCUGCAGCCCUCAAAACGCAGCACUUACAGAUUCAUCUCAUGUUGGAAAUGCUUCCAGGGUAUUAUGAUAUUGUUUGUACAUAUCAAAACCAAUGUAAAAUCGGCAUAG
Molecule: messenger RNA, 410 nt
Organism: Cylicocyclus nassatus
Lineage: Eukaryota; Metazoa; Nematoda; Chromadorea; Rhabditida; Strongylidae
Source: the annotation of a GenBank genome assembly